Punica granatum (pomegranate) is the source of this 969-nucleotide messenger RNA. The record is from RefSeq and is a predicted model, not a curated record. NCBI's taxonomy places the organism in Eukaryota, Viridiplantae, Streptophyta, Magnoliopsida, Myrtales, Lythraceae.
AUGGCUAUGGGACCUCACAUAGUGAUCAAAGCGGUUCUAGUGCUCUUAGUCUUAACCUUAUGGAGCGUCAAGGCCACCACAGUUGAGGCCGAAGUUGCCGAGGACAAAAGAAGUCGUGCAGGCAGUUGGGCACGGCGGGGAUCCAGAAGAGGCCGUUGCAGAAGCAGUCCUCCAAGAACCGGAGCCGGAAUCAACUGCGACCCUUUGUAUGAUUUCCUUUUCGAUGUCUGCGGCCAAUGGCCUUUUCCCACCGCGCCCGACUCCCCCGACAACCCAUUCGCCUCAUCAUCCCGACAGAUCCCACCACCACUGGUCCCCUCUCCUCCGCCGCUAGUACCCUCACCAUACUUACUCAUGCCUCCACCACCAGUUACUUACUCACCACCGCCAUCACCUGUUGUCCCAUCACCUCCGCCCCCCUCACCGCCUCCGCCACCCUCGCCGCCUCCGCCAUCUCCUCCGCCCCCGCUUCUCCCAUCACCGCCGCCUCCCUCACCCCCACCUCCUUCCAUAGACUUCCGUCCGCCACCAUUCCCGUUCAUAUUCCCACCGCCACUGGUUCCCUCUCCACCACCAAUAUUCCCAUGGCUAAUACCACCCCAAUCUCCUGCCGAGACACCGCCGCUCAUCCCACUAUUCCCCCCGCCUCUCUUCCCUUUCCCAGAGCCGCCGGACCUUCUUCUCCCGCCACCACUAGUACCCUUGUUCUCGCCUCCACCAGCGCUCGGAACACCAAUUCUCCCCCUCUUUCCUCCUGAUGAACCAAUAAAUGAUCAGCCCCCAGCUUUCAGUCUGCCGAAUCCGCCGCCUCUUUUUCCCAGCAUCCCUAACAUUCCAGCGGAGCCAUUCCCUUUGUGGUUACCGUCACCAGUGGCCGACAAGGAGUCGCCGCCCUCUCCGUCUUGGCCCGAUCCAUUUGGUCAGCUUCUUCCACCACCAUGGUCUGAUUCUCCACCGUCAAAGGAAUGA